UAUUUUUCAACAAAUAGUAGAUCGAAUCUAUGGUGGGGUUUCCUGGGAAUAGAAAUUGUGGAUUGUACUUUUCCUGGAACUGGUUUUAAAACAUGUUUGUUCAAUUUAGGAUUCAGUUCGACACUACUAUUCCUCUUUCUUCUUCAAAUUCAUCCGAAUUCACUGUUCAAAUUAGGCCUCUUUGUAAAAUAUGCUUUGUUCUAUUUUAAUGAUUUGUGAUUGUUAAAGCAGGAAAUAUCUCUCUCUAGGGUUCUUGUUUUGGGGGAAGGGAAUGCAUUAUGUAGGUUUUUAAUGAGUGAGCUGAAACUCCUGUUUGAAAACAUGGAAAUUUAAGAUCAUUGUGGAAGGUUCUGGGUGAUGGCCAGUUCAAAACCUGUAAGUGCUGAGGGAGAGACUAUGGCUGUGGAUGCUGCACCAAGGAGGCCCCGAAUUCUGCUUGCUGCCAGUGGGAGUGUUGCUGCUGUCAAAUUUGCAAAUCUGUGUCAUUGUUUCUCUGAAUGGGCAGAUGUAAGAGCAGUUGCCACAAAUGCAUCUUUGCAUUUCAUUGAUAGAGCUUCAAUACCAAAGGAUGUAACUUUAUACACUGAUGACAAUGAAUGGUCUAGUUGGAUGAAACUUGGUGAUAAUGUGCUUCACAUUGAGCUUCGCAAAUGGGCUGAUAUCAUGGUCAUUGCUCCAUUAUCAGCAAACACCCUUGGCAAGAUUGCUGGAGGGUUGUGUGACAAUCUACUGACAUGCAUUGUGCGAGCCUGGGACUACAGCAAGCCAUUUUUUGUUGCACCAGCCAUGAACACUCUAAUGUGGAACAAUCCUUUCACCGAGCGGCAUCUCAUCGCCAUUGAUGAGCUUGGAAUUUCUCUCAUCCCACCUGUUACAAAGAGGUUAGCUUGUGGAGAUUAUGGCAAUGGUGCCAUGGCUGAACCCUCUACCAUUUACUCAACUGUAAGGCUCUUCUAUGAGUCAAAGGCUCAGCAAGGUUCAGUUUAUAUUUGGCCCUCUUGAUAAUAGAGUGGCAUAGCAGGAACAAAGCAGAGGAACUUGAGAAGUUACGGGAUUCAAAUAGUAAAGUGCUUUUUCAAUAGCAAUUAUUGAAAUUUCCUAAAUGGGUAAAAUAUUUACUCUUGGAACAUCAUUGUUUGAGUUUGCACUAUUUCGUGUUUCUAAGUAAUAUAAAUUGUUUUACUUUAUAAUGUAAAAUAUAUGU
This is a messenger RNA of Vigna radiata var. radiata (mung bean), 1204 nucleotides long. RefSeq names its product probable phosphopantothenoylcysteine decarboxylase. Bases 358 to 1002 code for a protein of 214 amino acids. The transcript has 4 exons. NCBI's taxonomy places the organism in Eukaryota, Viridiplantae, Streptophyta, Magnoliopsida, Fabales, Fabaceae. The record is from RefSeq and is a predicted model, not a curated record. Gene Ontology annotation, cellular component: phosphopantothenoylcysteine decarboxylase complex. Gene Ontology annotation, biological process: coenzyme A biosynthetic process. Gene Ontology annotation, molecular function: phosphopantothenoylcysteine decarboxylase activity; FMN binding.